Molecule: messenger RNA, 2679 nt
Organism: Ascoidea rubescens DSM 1968
Lineage: Eukaryota; Fungi; Ascomycota; Saccharomycetes; Ascoideales; Ascoideaceae
Product: P-loop containing nucleoside triphosphate hydrolase protein
Exons: 1
Coding region: 105-2426 (773 amino acids)
Biological process (GO): regulation of DNA repair; DNA-templated DNA replication
Cellular component (GO): nucleus
Molecular function (GO): ATP binding; enzyme activator activity; single-stranded DNA helicase activity
Source: RefSeq, a predicted model, not a curated record
CGCCUAACACGGAGAAGGCAAAACUGAAUCUCCAAAAAUCCAGCGUCUUGAGAAACAGAGAACACACCACCACACAAAAGAAAGUGCUGUGCUUGCUGUCUCCAAUGGAUUUUUCUGGUUUAUUGCAACAAUUGGACAGGAGGCCUUUAGAUGGGAACAUAUCUUUAUCUAAUUUGGAUGAUACAGAACAGUAUAAAACAACUCAAAGAGCUCUGCUUGCUUUCUCGCCUGUUGGUGAUUACAAUGCAUCCCUACAAGCUACCAAAAAUAUCAUGACUGAGCUUAAGGAGAUCAGUGCAGCUUCUGUUGGUACGCUGGAUAGAUUCGAUGAUUCUAUUUACGAUUUCUUGAUCAAUAAUGAAAAAUUCAAAGGAGCCUAUCAUUUAAUAUUUGAUAACCAAAGUAGGAAAUCAACAAUUGAAAAUAAUUACUCCCUAGAAUUUAAGAUGAAACCCCAAUGUCUUGAUGAUAUAAUCGGGCUAAAAUUUCACAAAUCAGUUAUUAUUCACUCAAUUUUUACGCAAACCAACCUACCCUCGUUUAUUUUAUACGGCCCUCCUGGUGUGGGUAAAACCUCCUUGGUAAAUGUGCUUCAUAAAGAAUUUAGCCAACGAUAUAAAUGCUUCAAAAUGGAUGCGAUAACCAUUGCCACGAAUACGAUGGAAAAUUUGUGCAAGCAAUACGCAAAUGCGAAAAACCAGAAUUGGAAAGCCCACUCUAUUCAAAUACUAACUCAAGAAACAUUAGUAGAGGGACCGAAAACAAUCAUAUUUAUUGAUGGAUUGGAUAUCAUUCCAAAGAAUCAGCAGCAGGAAUUAUUACGAUUGUUGGAGUUGGAGCAUAUAUCCUUGAUUGCAACAUGUUCAGAAAACCUUUCAAAGCAUAUUAUUGAGGAUAUCAUUUCAAGAUGUCACAAUAUAAAAGUCGAUAUCUUAGAUAAAACGAAUAUGAAAUACUUUGUUCAAAAGGCUAUGAGCGCAAUCAAUGAAAUUAGGUCCAGAUCGUCUCAUAAUCGUGAUGAAUUAUUGAAUGAAAUGUCUCAUUAUUCACUUUUUAAGUUUAGUCCUUGCUCAAUUGAUUAUAUUUCCCAACUAUCCAAAGGCGAUUGCAGAAAUGUGAUUAAAAUGCUUAAUGUAUUAGAUGGAGUCCAUAGAGAUUUUAAUUCAAUAGUAAACAUAGAUAUUUCAAGCUUGGAAACGUUACUUAAUGAUGACAUCUAUAUUUCCGAAUGUAAACCGGUUCUUGAUAUAAACCUGGAUUCCAAUUUCAAAAGACUUGUGGUGGGUGAAGAUGCGUAUCUGAGAAAUGACGGUUUAGCCUCUAAAGUAUUUUUCAAGGUUUUUUCUUCUAAUUUUUCAGUAAGUUUUGAUCCACUUGUAUUUCUGUUCUUUGAAAAUAUGGUUCGAGGUGAGGAGUUAUUUUAUUUGGAUUUAUUAGAUCAAAUUCAAAAGUAUUACCAAAAUAUUUAUCUUAACAGGAAGUUUUCUUUCUUGGAUUUGAGAAAUUUUAUUAAAAAUAAUAUGGAUGAUGUUGAACAACUAAAAAUAUUAAAGGAUUUAAAUUUGUUUUUUUCUGAUAUUUCAAAGGGCAGUGUUUCUGACUUUGUGAUUCAAAGAAAAUUUAGUAUUAUUGAACAAGGGAGAUUUUGCUAUGAUAUUUCUGCAAUUAAUGACUUUUAUGAAAUAAUUGAUCAAGCGGUUGAUGAUGAGUUAAUGUUUUCUGACUGCUCUGCAGCCCCAGAUUACGAUAAUUAUUCAGACGUUUUAAUAUCAUCGGAAAUACCUAGUUAUGCCACAUUUAUGGAGGUUUUUAAACACAAAUUUUUCAGAGAAAUAAUUAUAAACGGCGAUGUCCAAUGUUUAUAUAAUUUGCUUUAUCGAUCAAUAUUAGAGAAAGAAAACUUUCGGGCUUAUUUUUUUACUCUUGCUUUACUUUAUGAAGAUAAUUAUCGUUUUUCUCCUUACACUUUUAGUGUGAGUGAUGUGUGUGAUUUUUUGCGCCAGAUUUCAGCAAUCAGCAUACCCAGCAUAACAAAGAAGGAGUUCUCUUACAAUAUCUAUGAGAGCUUUUCGAAUCUUAAUGAUAUUUUGGAAAUUUGUGCUACUAAAGCAAAUUUUCUAAUUAAAUAUUACUAUAGAAAUUUCACAAUAUUCAUUGAUAAGUUGAUUGAAAACAUUCAAUCUGGAUAUUUAAUUACAAAUAUACAAGAAAAUUUUGAAAGACACAGCAAAAUCAACUUGUAUUAUUUAAAUUCACAAGUUCCUUAUCACCUAAGGAAUGCUCCUGAUUAUCGAAUGGCUGAGUUAGGGUUUUCAGUUGGUUAUAAAUAUAAUCCAAACUACAAAUUCGGAAGGGUAUUUCAAAAGUAUUUACCCAAUGAGCUUGAGGAUCUAUAUGAAAUAAAGUUCAACAUAAAUAAUAAAUGAGAGAAAAACAAUAAUUAAAGGAAGAACAAUAAUGAUUUUGCAAAAUAAGUUAUAUUAGAAUAUUUUGGAAUUCAAUAAAGGCAGCUAGACAUCAAAUAAACAUCGGACCGAAAAUGAAAAGCUUGAGUUCCAUGCAAUCAAGUAUUUGAUUUGAUAGAUACUAGAAAUAAAAAUAAAAAAGGUAAAAAAAAUUGGGGCGCAAACACACCUUGGAAUGACACUAGUAACUAAGCAAGAAUGCAAAAUUAAAUAC